AUGCAGUAUAAUCGUUUUGCUCUUAAUGAUUUGAGUCAUUAAAAGAACUUAAAUUUUUAGACUCCUAUAUCACAUCAUAAACUAUCAAACUCAGCGCAAUAGAAUAAAAAUUAGUAAUAGGGAAAUCAAUAUUUGCUUUAAAGUGGCAAUGAAAAAAGUUCUUCUAAGAAUUCUCUAAGCCAGUAACUAUAAAUUUUUUAACAACCAGCUCUUUAACAGAUUUCUCAACAAUAUACUUAACAACAAACGACUUAGUCUUAACCACAAAUAAAUAGUUCUCCUAAGAUAGAAACACCUUUUUUCACUACCAAUUUAAAAAAUACUGCUAAUACAAAUAUUUUUGCUUAGUCAUAACAAAAUUAAUCUCAAAUGAGAAAAGAAAAUAUUUUUUUGAGUUCACAAUAGCUUUAAUAGGAAGAACCUAUUUAAUAUAAAUUUGGAGGAUCAUAUUAAAUUUUUGAAUCUAUGAUAGGAGAUGGGAUAAAAGAGAUGGAACAGAUUUUUACAUAAAACGAUUUUGCAUUUAGUGAAGAUUAAAGAGCAGAGGCUUUUGCAGGAUGCAUAGAUAUUUAAAGAUUAUAAGAAGUUAUGGAAGAAGGAUAAACAAGUGAAUUAGAUAUAUAUGUUGAUAAUUAGUUUUAGAAUAAUCAUCUUCAAAUCCAUGUCCCUAACGACCUUUUUGAUGAAGAAAAUGCUAUCAAAAAAAGUUUAAGUGUAUUAAAUUAAGAAUACAUAAACUUAGAUAAGUUCUCAAUUUAAGAUGAAAACUGUGAUCUCGGUGAUGAUUUUUAUGAUUAAUAAUAUGAUGAAAACGAAGUAGAUACAAUAAAUUUUCAAAAAAAAAAGUCUUAUUGCUGA
Tetrahymena thermophila SB210 is the source of this 858-nucleotide messenger RNA. RefSeq lists its product as hypothetical. The record is from RefSeq and is a predicted model, not a curated record. NCBI's taxonomy places the organism in Eukaryota, Ciliophora, Oligohymenophorea, Hymenostomatida, Tetrahymenidae. The transcript is spliced from 2 exons.